AUGGACAAAACUGAACGGGAGAGGAUCCAAAAAGGGCUCGUGAGCUUUGUGAAAGGGAUUGUGGGCCGGAAAGUUUGUAUCGAGCUCCGAAAUAAUAAUUAUGUGUACGGUGAGUUCUUUUUGGAUAUUAAACAUAAUUUUUGAGGAUUCAAUUUAUUUCUUAUCAACUUCAUUGAAAUUUGAUUUUUCAGAAGUCAUUACCGAUUCUUUUCAGGCACACUCGAAGACUGCGACUCUUAUUUGAAUAUGAGAAUCCGUGAUGCGGACGUCAUCAGGGCGACGGAUUCAGAAUCUGCCGCCGAGUUUUUCGUGGCUGGCCGACAUGUUCGGUUCAUUUUAAGUUGAAAUUCAAAAAAAAAACUAAUCAAAGAUUCAGUUUCUUUCACCUCAACGAAAAAAUUCGAACGACCCAUAAAUUGACAUUUUCCAAAAUUCUCAUCAAACCUUUUCACUUCGAAUAUUCCCAGUCCAGACUCAACUUUUUUAUACCUUAAUUUUGCAGUUUUGUGCACCUUGAACACUACGCCGACGUGAAAUCGGCCAUCAACCGGACAAUAAAUGGAUUCCUGCGCGACGCCAAGAAAAUCGAUCGGAAUCAGUCCAACGCGAAUCGACAAUCUCAUCAGUAA
Caenorhabditis auriculariae is the source of this 629-nucleotide messenger RNA. NCBI's taxonomy places the organism in Eukaryota, Metazoa, Nematoda, Chromadorea, Rhabditida, Rhabditidae. The record is from the annotation of a GenBank genome assembly.